Messenger RNA from Capsicum annuum, 400 nucleotides. RefSeq lists its product as uncharacterized. NCBI's taxonomy places the organism in Eukaryota, Viridiplantae, Streptophyta, Magnoliopsida, Solanales, Solanaceae. The record is from RefSeq and is a predicted model, not a curated record.
CCUCAUUUGAUGCUACUUUUGUCUCUCAAUUCUUUUGUUUUUCUCCAAAUAAAUCACUCCAAGAACUCUUUUAACUUUCCUGUAGGAAUGAACAUAUUUGAGGUGCAUUAUCUCUUCUGGUGUCCAGCUCAGCUUGCGCGCAACUGACUAAUUGAUACAGACUAGAAAAGUGAUAUCAUUUGUGAUGGAGAAGAAGAGAUCAACAAGAAAUCCACCACAGCUAGAGAAGAGUCAGCUUAAUUGUAUGUGGGGAUUGAUUAGUAGCCUUUAUUUUGGUCAAAAUCAGAGGAAACAGAAGCUACUUUCAAAUGGGAAAGUUGCAACUAAGAAUGUCAUAGGCAAAAAUCCAAGAAAGCUUGAUGCUUUGACUUGCUGCAGUGACCAAUUACAUUGUUUUGAG